CGAAAGAGUAUUUUUCUUCUUCUUUUGUUUUUUUUUUAAAUUAUAAAAUAAAAUUGUAAUCCUCUCUUCAUCAGGUUCUCUCUUCAAAUCUGAGCAUCGCCAUUGAACAUCGAUUCAACAGUCCUAAGUCUCAGGCCAGGUUGCUUUUGCUUUAUUUAUGACAUGCAUGUAUGGAUAUUCCCCUUUAGAAUGGAUUUUCGAUGCUGGAAUAUUCUGAAACUGGAGCCUGUGUGCAUGUCUUUCUUUUUCAUUCGAAGAUUAAGGGAAGUUUGAUUUGAUAUUGGAUUCAAAAGAUAUGAGGAGAGAGGUUUGGAGAUGGAUCACAGGUUUGAUAUACAUUGUUGCUGUUGCGGCCAUAUGGAUAGCUGCCAGUUUUGUUGUUCAAUCGGUUGUAGAAGCAGGUGUUUCCCCGUUUCUCAUCACAUACAUUUGCAAUUCAUUGUUUGUGGUGUACAUUCCAAUAGUUGAAAUCGGGCGCUAUUUAGAGGAUACAUAUGGUAGUUUUUUUCCCUGGAAGAAUAGAAAGUGUGAACCCGAGCAAGAAUUGGGAGAAUCAGAACAGGCCGUUCUUCUUGGAGCGGGUGAGCUGGUUGCAAAAGUGGAGAAGUCAAUGACUCAGGCAGAAUUUGUGGAAGGGGGACAAAUUAAUCAGUAUAGAAGUGUUGAUUUGAGGGGAGAACUUGUAUCAAAUGAGCUUGACUUGCCUGAUCAAAUUCAAGUUGAUGAAGAUGCUGGUAAAGGCAUUGAUGAAAAAGGGCGGUGGACACGUGCAAGAGUGGCGAAGGUCAGCCUGCUGAUAUGCCCCUUUUGGUUUUUGGCGCAGCUGACUUUUAAUCUAUCUCUGAAGUAUACUACAGUAACGUCAAAUACCAUCUUAAGCAGUGCAUCCAGCCUUUUCACAUUUUUGGUGUCUCUGGCAUUUUUGGGAGAGAAGUUUACUUGGGUGAAGCUUAUAAGUGUUCUUCUUUGCAUGGCGGGAACCAUAAUUGUCAGCCUUGGUGAUUCAGGAACGAGUUUAACUGAAAUUGCUUCAAGUCCUCUUCUUGGAGACAUUCUUGCUCUUGUCUCAGCUGGAUUGUAUGCAGUGUAUAUCACCCUUAUUCGCAAGAAGUUACCUGAUGAUGAUGGAAAAAAUGGUCAUGCCAGUAUGGCUCAGUUCCUUGGAUUUCUUGGGCUUUUCAACCUCUUCAUUUUCCUUCCUGUUGUCCUGAUACUUAAUUUUUUGAAGCUUGAGCCCCUUGGUGUCCUUACAUGGAAGCAGUUUGGCCUAAUUGUUGGCAAAGGUUUGUUAGAUAACGUGCUGAGUGAUUAUUUAUGGGCCAAGGCGAUACUUCUGACAACCACCACUGUAGCAACGGCUGGUCUUACCAUUCAGGUCCCAUUGGCAGCUAUUGUUGAUUCGCUAAGAGGUCAUGCCCCACAUCUCACAGGUUACCUUGGUGCUUUAGCUAUUAUGACUGGGUUUGUCGGCAUCAAUAUUCCCCCUGAUGCUUGUGGUGGCUCAAAAGAAGCCAAUCUUGAGUUGGAGAAUGAUGGGAUGGGUUUUACUGAUCAAAACCAUGCCUCUUUGGUAGGUCAGGACAGUGCUGCUACCUGUUAGGCUGUGGAGUCGUGACGCUCUUAUGUUUACCUGAGGUAAGCCUGUUUAUAUGAUGUACCAUGUACCAUAUCCUGCCAUUCAGGAAAAAAAGAAAAAGAAAGGGAAUUGUAGUAAUAGCUCUGCCUUCCAACUCUUUAAUAUAAGCUCAUAGAUGUAGUUUGCAGUGAUGUGACCAUUUCGUAAAUGCGACGCAAACUGAUCAUGUGCUCACAUUUUAGAGAAUGAAAUUUGAAGAUCGAUUGUUGAAAAUAA
This is a messenger RNA of Tripterygium wilfordii, 1852 nucleotides long. RefSeq lists its product as uncharacterized. Lineage: Eukaryota; Viridiplantae; Streptophyta; Magnoliopsida; Celastrales; Celastraceae. Gene Ontology annotation, biological process: regulation of peptide transport. The coding region runs from base 296 to 1600 and encodes 434 amino acids. The transcript has 4 exons. The record is from RefSeq and is a predicted model, not a curated record. Gene Ontology annotation, cellular component: membrane.